Molecule: messenger RNA, 1071 nt
Organism: Diatraea saccharalis (sugarcane borer)
Lineage: Eukaryota; Metazoa; Arthropoda; Insecta; Lepidoptera; Crambidae
Source: the annotation of a GenBank genome assembly
AUGUAUUGGAAUAGGCGCGAACCCCUCUUCGCAGAGAAGGGCAUGUACUUGGGCUCGCCAUGCGAGUUCACGUGCAACCCGCGACUGGUGCAUGUGUACUGCGACCCCACGACAUCAUCGUGUCAAUGCGACCCCAAACACCCAGUCGCGCUCGGCAUCGCUAAAGGAUGCGCCAAGCCAAAGAAGCUCGGCGAGCAGUGUUUCUACCGUCAGACGUGUCGUGCGUUCGAUGCUCACGCGUCCUGUGUUCAAGUCAACCACAACGCCUACUGUCAGUGUGACUCUGGCUACCAUAGCACAACGCACAACCGACCUACCCAAAGGGUCUUCUGCACUGAAGAUCUGGUGCUGCUGACGGCGGACAUGCCGACGCUGCUAGGCGUGGCGUCGGGUAUCUUCGUGCUGGCGGGGCUGCUCUGCAUGGUGCUGCACCUCUACACCAAGGCCCGCUACCACCCCACUCAUCUAGCCGAUGCGCGCCUAACACCGCCCUGUUUAUACUCUCUUAACGAUACCGUAAUGGUAAUGUCUGCGGCAGGUGGCACACUGAGCGCGACCCGUGCGUCGUCACGCGCGUCCUCUCACACGUCAGGCUCGAUCGGCACGGGCGCCACGAGCGGCACGCUGGAGUCCCGUCGCGCGUCGCGGCGCGGCGUGCCGGUGUCAGCGUCGCGCGCAGGUGCGGCGCGCACGGCGGCCAUCUUGCUCAUCUCGCGCCACCUCAAGGCCGUAAGGCGGGAUGGCGGCGCGCACCCGCCUAAGUGCGCCGCCAAAGGUUCGAGACGUCCAAGUUUAAGUUCGGUGCAGAGCAGUUCUUCUUCGAUUAGGAGCUACAGUGCGAAGAGGUGGGAGCGAGAAAGGGAGCAGAAAGAGAGACGGCAGAUGAGCAUGCGGUUGGCCCAACUGCAUGACAAGAUGGCGGCCGGUCGAGAAAUUCCGAAGCACGCACCCACUCCCUCACCUCGCUCUCCCAACAAUUCGACCGACGGACUGCUGCCGUCUGUAUGUGAAAUUAGAGAAGUAUGGUCAUCCUCCUAUCCUGUAGACAAUAGACCUGUGAAAGCAGAAUAG